UAAACGAACAUGAAGUGGCUUUUUCCGUCUCCUAGUAACAAACAGGCGGAUUCAUUGGCGCCGAACAAAAAAAAAAAGGUGCGCAUGCCCAGUGAAAUCAGUUGUGCCAAAACUAAAAGGGAUGUCUUAGUUGUAUCGUUGAAGUGCUUGCGAGACGAAUCGUAAUUUAUUAGCGAUAUCGGGUGUUAUAUAUCGUUAUUUUUGCUUCCAGUUAUUUUGUUAUGUUCUGUUGCAAAAACGUGUAAAUAGCUAGAUCUGUUAACACGUUUUGAUUUCAUGCGUUAACUCGUUGGCGAAUUACAAUGAGCUAACUGGCUGUUUACAGUCUCCUAGCUGUCUAAGAUGUCAAUGUUGGGUUGCACAGCAGUAAACCAGGGUCCGCAUAUUGGACUGCAGCAGCUGGCGGCGUUAGCUGCAGCGGCAAAUGCCUUCUUGGGUCCCAAUAAAAAGUGCAAAAUCGUGGAUGGCCAGGAGAGCGGGGAGUCCAGCCUGGUGUGCUCCUCCUUCCGUCUACUGGUGCAGUUGGAUCUGAGCUGCGCAGCUGGACAACUGCUCAAUGAGACUACACAGGCACACCAGAAGGCGUUUGGCACAGGAACUGGCUGCCUGCUGUUCAUGGCGGGAGUCUGGAGCACGACGGCUGUGGAGUGCCUCCAGGAGGGGGUACCUGUUCAGCACAUAGUGUCGGCUAUGUUGGAGGGGCUGGACUCAUGCUUGGAAGCAAGCAGGGGAAUCCGCCUGCCAAUCAAGGAGGCUGUCCGCCAUUUUGGCUCUGGAGGGGAUAAACGACUGGACAAGCACAGAGAUCCCAAGAGCAUUGAAAAAGCGCAGAAGGGCGAGACUUGCGAGCCACAAGCUGACUUGAGGGGAAAAGCGAACAUAAAACUGACGCACAGCAGGCAUUUCGGCUUGGGUGAAAGGACAGAGACAGGAAGCUUUGUACCAGGGAUGAUGUCAUCAUCAUCAUCAUCACUUUCAGGGAAGCCUGAACCCCUGGAUGUUACCCGCCUUGCUGUCUCUGUGAGUCACGGUUGCGAGGAUGGGAUGAGUCUGGUUGUUGAAGCCUACAGAAUUCAGACAGAGAGUAGCAGGGUAGACGGCGGCCGUGGGAUGUUUGACCUCGACAAACUGGUAACGUGUGUCCUGCCUGGGCUGCCUGAGGGCUGUUCCUGCACCCUCCACGGGUUCCUCACUCUCGUCUCCGAGGAGCAGGCUCCAACCGCUAAAGGCCUAGAGGGCCAAAGUCUGCGUGUGGCUGUCAUCAAUGGUGACCUUACCAAGAGUUACCACCACCUGGGCUUCAGCAGGCCGACUGAUGUUCGGCACAUGACCGGAAAACUAGAUUGUCUGGGGUUCCAUUCAGAGAGCGAUUGGGCCCGGAAAGCAUUGACGACUCUGCAGCGGCUGAAGGUGGAUGUGCUCCUGGUUGGUGGAAUGGUUGCAGAGGGUCUACGCCAGAGUUGUGUUGAGCAAGGCCUCCUAGUGAUCGAGAGGGUGAUGCGUGGCGUCUUGCGUGACUUCGCUGAAACUACAGGAGUCAUGCCGGUCACCUAUCUGUCUCAGCUGGAUGAGGACUGCAUAGGCAAAGGGGCAAGGGCAUUCAUGUGGCGGGAAUGUGGAAAAGCUGUGGCUGUUAACAUUCAGGCAAAUGCAACCCGGCUUGUGACGGCGGUAAUCACUAGCUGUGUUAGCAGUAAGCUACAGAUGUUGGAGGACCGAUUCUGGGGCUGUGCCCACCGCCUUUAUCACGCAAUGGAGGAUGGCCACGUCCUGCCUGGUGCGGGGGGCACCGAAAUUCUCUGCGCCCACCAUCUUAGAGAACUCUCAAAACCUGAUGGCAACCGGACACACCCACUGGGAGACUCAAACCCGUAUAGGGGUGUGGUGCUCCAGUGCAUGGCGGAAGGGUGGGUGGAGUAUGUGGCUACAGUGAUGUGGAACUCCGCAGCGGUUCCCUCAAAGCUGGAAGCCUGGACGGUUAUUGACCAGUCUCUGAAGGGCUUGGGGGCUGGGACAUUACCAUGGACCCGCCUCUCGGAGCAUCUCCACGGUGAUGGAGGACAUCUUGCAGUCGUCUACGACAACGUGGAGGCAAAGUUGGAAGCCUGGAGGAAGGCCUUAGAUCUGGUCCUUCUGGUGCUUCAAACUGACACCGAGAUCAUCACUGGCUUCAGCACCAAAGAUGCCAAGCAGGAAUCCCAUCUCAUGUUGCUUUAAGAAUAUUUUUCAAAAAUGCUUAUGAAUGAAUAUAGUUUGUCUUUUGUUGGGAGCUUGUUUUUAAUACAUUGAGUCUUGCUUGCCCAUACUUAACAUAAAAACACAUUUGAAAACGGCAACACAACUGCAGACCACUGGGCCUAGAGCUUUUUGUGUAGUUUAUAGAUGAUAGUGUAGUCUAAAAAGAAUUUAGAAAAUUUUUUAAUAUUUCCAAGAUUUAUAUUUUUCUAGCUCUUUUACUGCACCAAGCGGAGUGCACUGUCUGUAAGUACUGGUGCCACCACAAGAUGGAGACAAAAGUUUGUGCACACUAGUGUUGCACAACCUCUUACCCAGUAAAUAGAUGUUCUGUUUGACAUCCCACUGAAGGGAAAUUGUCUGAAGAAGUGCAGUUAGUCAGAGGAAGAGGGAAAUUUGUUAAGGAUAUAAACAACCUUACAUGACGCAACAAACGGUCUUUCAUCCACUAAGUUGUAAGAUCCAUUGUUCACACUUCGGAUCGUUUGUGGUGCUCAUUAAUACAUGGGUGGCAAAACCUGUGGGUGACAUUAGUAUCAUUAUUUACCUCCUUUAUGAAUGUUUGUGCAAUUUCUGUUCUUUUUAAAGGAUUUAUUCACUCCUGCACAUAAGUACACUUGUCAAACAAACUGUAUUCUCUUAGCCAAUGUGCUGUCUCUUCACUUAAACACAAACAUGAAGUUUGAAGAAGGGGCGACAUUUAAAUUUGCACGUCAGCUUUGGCUUUAAAGUGCCUGUGCCCUUCCCGUCAGGUGACAGAAUGCUGAGUGAUGUAAAAACAUACAGCAUUCAUUAGCUUGCUCACGAUCACUCAUCAAAAAGGCAUAGAGCGUUACCUUCCUCUUCCAAUUUAUUAAGUUUUGUGUUUCCUGUAAAUACUGUAAACUGAAAUAUUUCUUUGAUGAACUUACAAACAGCACAUAAAGUUAAUCAAAGAAGCAAAAGGAGUAAGCUAUCAAACAACUGUGCACAGCCAGACUGCCUAUUCA
This is a messenger RNA of Anguilla anguilla (European eel), 3224 nucleotides long. It is a transcript of the gene bbs12, whose product is annotated as Bardet-Biedl syndrome 12. Lineage: Eukaryota; Metazoa; Chordata; Actinopteri; Anguilliformes; Anguillidae. Gene Ontology annotation, molecular function: ATP binding. The transcript is spliced from 2 exons. The coding region runs from base 343 to 2217 and encodes 624 amino acids. Gene Ontology annotation, biological process: photoreceptor cell maintenance; chaperone-mediated protein complex assembly. The record is from RefSeq and is a predicted model, not a curated record.